This is a messenger RNA of Raphanus sativus (radish), 1562 nucleotides long. Its product is annotated as histone deacetylase 7. The record is from RefSeq and is a predicted model, not a curated record. NCBI's taxonomy places the organism in Eukaryota, Viridiplantae, Streptophyta, Magnoliopsida, Brassicales, Brassicaceae. The transcript has 5 exons. The coding region runs from base 86 to 1324 and encodes 412 amino acids. Gene Ontology annotation, molecular function: histone deacetylase activity.
UAAAAUCGAUCUUUCUCUCUUCUUGGCGGAACAAAAAAAAAGAAGAACGCAGAGAAGAAGAAAGAGAGAGAGAGAGAGAGAGAAGAUGGAGAAUGCGGCGAGCUUGGCUUCAGGUCCCGACGGAAGGAAACGGCGCGUGAGCUACAUUUACGAGCCAGGCAUCGGAGAAGGCAAUCAACGGGUAUCCCAACAGAUCAGUACGACUCACAACCUCAUCCGCAGCUAUCAACUCCACAACGACAUGGAUAUCAUCCGCCCUACCCUCGCCAAAGAUUCAGAUCUCAUUCAGUUCCACUCGCCGGAGUACAUAUCAUUCCUCCGCUCAGUCACGCCGGAGUACAUCGACGACAUGCAGGCUUACAAGUCAGAAAACGUAGACGAUACUAGUACCCUCCAGCUCUUCAACUUAGACGAGUCGGACACCCCUCUCUUCCCUGGCCUCAUCGAUUAUUGCCGUCUCUACGCUGGUGGUUCUAUCUCCGCCGCCUCCAAACUUAACGGAAACGAAGCUGAUAUCGCCAUCAACUGGUCCGGCGGGAUGCACCGUGCCAAGAGAGAUGAGGCUUGUGACUUUGGCUACGUCAACGACGUUGUGCUUGGGAUCCUCGAGUUGCUCAAUGUCUUCAAGCGAGUUCUCUACAUAGAUAUUGGGUACUUCCAUGGAGAUGCGGUACAAGAAGCAUUCGACAAAACUGAUAGGGUUAUGACUAUUUCUUUCCACAUGCAUGGUGCCCAAAGAAGUGGAUACAUAACAGACUACGGGGUAGGAAAGGGAGAAUACUAUUCUCUAAAUGCACCACUGAAGUAUGGUAUGGACGAUAAGACUUUGGUCAAUUUAUUGGUACCUGUUGUCCACAAGGCUAUGGAGGUUUAUCAGCCUGAAGCAAUUGUUCUUCAGUGUGGCCCUGAUUCGCUAGCUGAUGAUGUCUUGGGUGAAUUCAACUUGACUGCCAAGGGUCCCGGUACUUGUCUCUCGUACAUACGAUCAUUCAAUGUUCCUCUCAUGCUCUUGGGUGGUCCAGGUCACAAUCUCGGAAAUGUUGCCCGUUGCUGGUGCUAUGAGACUGCUGUUGCGGUUGGAAAAGAAAUUGACGAAGAUCUCGAUAACACUGUGUCCGAUGCGUGCUUUCACCCAGAUUAUCAGCUUCGUAUCGAGCCGGGCUUCAUGGAGAAUUUAAACACACGCGAAUAUAUUGCAAACAUAAAGAGGACACUACUAAAUCAACUUUCUCAAGUGAUACACGCACCUAGUGUGCAGUUUCAAGACACUCCACCAAUCAGUCAAGUUACAGAAGAAGCUGAAGAGGACAUGGAGACGAGAUAAAUCCAACGUAUAUUGGCGGGUAGUGCUAGUUAUGAAUCAGACUCUGACGAGGACAAGUUUUGUCUCGGUGUUGGUGUCAUAGUACAAGGACUCUUCACUUAAAUUCCACCUCAUUGAGUAUUACCAACAUGUACGUAUAGAGCAAUAGGUGUAUAAACAUAGCACCAUUACUAUAGAUCAACAUUGGAUUUUUCUUCUGUAACCUUACCAUCAUUAAUGUUGGAUACUGUUAAGGCUU